Molecule: messenger RNA, 468 nt
Organism: Mycena citricolor
Lineage: Eukaryota; Fungi; Basidiomycota; Agaricomycetes; Agaricales; Mycenaceae
Source: the annotation of a GenBank genome assembly
AUGAGCUAUCAACCCACGCCUCAGGAGCAGCUUCAGGAACGCAUCGCGAAACGACGAAACGAGACGGCAUGCAUCAAUUGUCGGAAACGAAAAACCAAGGUCCGUGUCUUGUCUGGGUGCAUGGUCAAGGAGCAGCCCCCAGUGAACCCCUGCCAGCGCUGCAUCCGCCUCGAGCUCACGUGCAUAUACCCUGAUGCGGCGGAGCCUCUGUCGGAGGCUGAGCCCGAGGCUCACCUCGUCUAUCAACACGCAUCCCCGCCGGGGGUACCAGCCGCGCAGCCGCUCCGGUGGGCGCCAAUCAGGACACCGCAGACGCCUAGAAGCAGGAACCCGGUUGUGCCAGAUCCCGCUCACAUCCCCAUGAGCUCCCUCGGGCACUUCAUGCCCGAACAAUACCCAAAUCCGGCCUCUUAUUACGCGGAAGGCGCGGCGUCGGGCUACCAGUACCCGAUGUACGACAACUCUGCG